Molecule: messenger RNA, 10228 nt
Organism: Ictalurus punctatus (channel catfish)
Lineage: Eukaryota; Metazoa; Chordata; Actinopteri; Siluriformes; Ictaluridae
Gene: prdm10
Product: PR domain containing 10
Exons: 22
Coding region: 5792-9256 (1154 amino acids)
Cellular component (GO): nucleus
Molecular function (GO): protein binding
Source: RefSeq, a predicted model, not a curated record
UAUAUAUACAUAUACGUGUGUGUGUGUGUGCGCGUAUGUGUGUGUAUAUGAGAUGCACUGAUGUAUCUGCUGAUAAAGGCUAUUUUUUGGCCGAUAGUUUAAAAACAUCCGAUGAUGAGGGCCAAUUAUAUCCUGUCAAUCAAGAGAGGGCGGGAAAACACAUCGACUUCGUGCGGUGUGUAAAGAUGUGUCUUAUGUGGAAUGACGACAAAACUGGAGUGUGUAAUUGCUGUAAGUGCUACACCACUAAAAUUUUACACCGGAUACUGCAGCAGUGAAGGGGUGUCGAGUCAAUAUAUAUUUCUCACAUGAACUGCUGCCUUCAGCUCCUUCCACAACAUUUCUAUUGGAUUAAGGUCAGGAUAUUGACUUGACCAUUCCAAAACAUUAACUUUAUCCUUCUUUAACCAUCUUCUAGUUCAUGGACAGAUGUCCUGACAGUUUCCUUUAGGAUUUGCUGGUAUAAUUCAGAAUUCAUUGUUCCAUCAAUGAUUUCAAGCUCGCCUGACCCAGAUGCAGCAAAACGGGCUCGAUCCAUGAUACUACUGCCACUAUAUUUCACAGGUUCUUAUGGUGAAAUUCAGUAUUUUCCUUUCUCCAAACAUAACACUUCUCAUUUAAACUAAAAAGUUCUAUUUUGUUCCAUCCACAAAACAUUUUUCAGUGGCCUUCUGGCUUGUCCACGUGAGCUUUAGCAAACUGCAGACAGGCAGUGUUCUUUUUGGAGAGCAGUGGCUUUCUCCUUGCAACCCUGCAAUGCACACCAAUGUUGUUCAGUGUUCUCCUGAUGGUGGUGAACUCAGGAACAUCAACAUAAAACAAUGUGAGAGAGGCCUUUAUUUGCUUAGAAAUCACCCUGGAUUCCUUUGUGACCUCUCAGACUAUUACAUGUCUUGCUCUUGGAAUGAUCUUUUGUUGUUCGACCACUUCUGAGGAGGAUAACAAUGGUCUUGAAUUUCUUCCAUUUGUACAUAGUCUGUCUGACUGUGGAUUGGUGGAGUUUAAACUCUCUUUAGAGAUGGUUUUGUAACUUUUUCCAGCCUGAUGAGCAUCAACAACUUGCCAAUGAGCAUAUAGGUAAAGACCAGACCUUUUUUUCAAUAAUGUGCUUUGGACCAACGAAUCAAAGGUAGUGUUGUUUAACCACAGUAACAGCAGACAUGUUUGGAGCAAUCCAAAGACCACUUUUCAGGAGAAGCACCUCAUAACAACUGUGAAGCAUGGUUGUAGAAAUGUUAUUGUUUGGGGUUGCUUUGCUGCCUCAGGGAUUGCACAGCUUACAUUCAAUGAUUCAACUAUGAAUUCUGCAUCAUAUCAAAGAGUGUUUGAAGAUAAUGUGAGGCCAGCUGUCUGAAAGUGGACCUUUUCAAGAGGAUAAUGAUCCUGAACAUACCAGCAAAUCCACCAAGGAAUGGCUCAAAAAGAAGAAAUGGACGGUUAAGGAAGGAUCUAGUCAAAGCCUGGAUUUGAAUCCCAUUGAAAUGUUGUGGGGGUUUUGAAACGAGCAGUACAUGCAAGAAAACCCUCAAACAUCUUACAACUGAAAGAACGUUGCAUGGAAGAGUGGUCAAAAAUUCCAGCAAGCCAGGUGGACAAUUAUGCAAAGUGCCUUCAAGAUGUUAUUUCUGCUAAAGGGGGCAAUACUAGCUUUUGAAGGCUUACUUACUGUACUUACUUUUUCCACAGAGGAAUAUCACAUUGAUAUUUCUGUUGAAUACAUGAUUGAAAAAGCAAAUGUUCCUUGUGGGUUCGUUCAAGUAUAUCACCUUUAUUAAUAGGUACCAUUUCAAAUAUGAUCAAAUGUACCCAUGUGCAAAUAUGUCAAAAAGCCAACAGUUUCCAUGGGGUGUACUUAUUUUUUUCACAUGAAUGUAUUAGGCAAGAAGUUAACAGUCAGUUCUCAACGUUGAUGUGUUGGAAGCAGAAAAUAUGGGCAAGCGUAAGGAUCUGAGUGGCUUUGACAAGGGCCAAAUUGUGAUGGCUAGACGAGCCAAAAUGGCAGGUCUUGUGGGGUGUUCCCAGUAUGCCGUGGUUAGUACAUAUCUAAAGAAGUCCAAGGAAUGACAGCCAGUGAACCGGCGACAGGGUCAUGUGUGCCCAAGUUUCACUGUUGUGUGUGGGGCGCGAAGGCUAGCCGGUCUGGUCCGAUUCCACAGAAGAGCUAUUGUAGCACAGAUUGCUGAAAAAGUUAAUGCUGGCUUUGAUAGAAAGGUGUCAAUGCACACAGUACAUCACAGCUUGCUGUGUAUGGGUCUGCAUAGCCACAGACCAGUCAAAGUGACCUGUGAAAGAGGCCACUGCCAUUAGGGAAUACUGUUGCCAUGAAGGGAUGUACUUGAUCUGUAACAAUCUUUAGGUUGAUGGUACAUAUCAAAGUAACAUCACAUGAAUGCCAGGACCAAGAUUUCCUACCAGAACAUUGCCCAGAGCAUCACACUGCCUCCGCUGGCUUGCCUUCUUCCCAUAGUGUAUCCUGGUGCCAUCUUUACCCCAGGGAAGCGAUGCACAUACACCCGGCCAGCCACAUGAUGAACGUGCUUCAUCAGACCAAACCACCUUCUUACAUUGCUCCAUGGUCGUAUUCUGAUGCUCACUUGCCCAUUGUAGCCGCUUUCAGCAGUGAACAGGGUCAGCAUGGGCACUCUGACCAGUCUGCAGCUAAGGUUCUGUUAAGGUGUUCUGACACCUUUCUAUCAUUGCCAGUAGAGCUGCAACAACUAAUUCAUAAUAAUCGAGUAUGAUAAUCGCUGUCAACGAAUCUCAUUAUUGAUUAGUUGGUCUGCACGUGGCACGGGGGAGAUUUACUCAUCCGAAAACACACUUCGGAGAGUAAAUACUAAAGUUGUGUCCCAAAUGAAGUACUAUACACUUACACUUGGCACUACCAUCUAGUGUGUGGAUUUUAGAAAGGUAAUAUCAUCUCAAAUAUAACACUAGCAUUUUAUUAUUUUUUUUACUUACCAGGAGUAUAAGCCACGACGGCACAUGACGUCAUACGCAUGCUAGCAUUAGCAGACACCCAGAGUCACCGAUAAUGACUUUCUUCAGUUUACUUUCUAUCAGCGUUACCUUUUAUUUCCAACAUGACCUCCGUCACCAUCAGACGAAGGCGAAAUCGUCACAUGACUGAGGAAGAAAGUGUGUAACCUCCAAGUCCUCUAAGACAGUGCUCGCAAUAUGAUUGCCGCUGUAAGGAGUCUACCAUUCGAGCAUGUGCCGUGUGUAGCGCAUAUGAUACAAAGGGUGAUCACCGUGGUUUUACGGGACAGUGGAUUUGACAGCGGUUUAGCCAAGUGCCGUAAAAUAGUAGGAUACUUCAGACACAGUCCCGCAAACACCGCAGAGCUGAAAGCUCAGCAAGCCUCUCAUGGACUAAUAGAGGAGUCCCUCGUCCAGGAUGUACAGACGUGCAGGAAUACAACUCUUGAAAUGAUAAGGCGGAUUAAACACAACAAAGAUCCACUGAAAGCAGUGCUGGCACAGCAGAAGCACAACUUCGCCAUGCCUCCUCAGCUGAAUAUGACAGGUUGGCAAAGUUGGAAACGAUGCUGAGCCCUGCAGGUAAUGUGAUUUCUCUGUCUUCUCCAAUUCUACUGAUAAAAAUAAGUCAUUUGUAAGUCAUCUAGACACAGUUUAAUGCCUAUACCCUAAAUAGAUGCCAUCUGAAUGAAAACUAGUCAUUAAGUCAAUUGUGUGGUGCUCUGUUUGCACUGUAGGUAUAUCACUGAGCUCCUAGGUGGUGAAAAGUAUAUAUCCUGCUCUGUGGUGCUACCUGCACUAUGUCAUCUCCUGCGUACAGUGGAAGUCUAUGAUGUUGACCCUACCUACAUAGCGCGCUUCAAGGAUGCAUUCACAAAGGACCUCAAUGGAUGAAAGGAGAACUGAAACCGGUGGUGGUUAAAGGUGGCAACCGCUCUAGAUCCUAGGUUCAAAAACCUUAGGUGCUUGCCCAGAGCAGAGAGGGGAGAGGUGUGGCAAAAGCUGAGCGAGAUGCUGAAGGAUAGAGAACCUGCACCACAGACCUCUGGAGACAAAGUGGAGCCAGAGCCACCAAAGAAGAAGAUGGCCCUCCUAUUCAUGGGAUCAGAGUCGGAGUCUGAUGAAGAGGUACUGGCCACGGAUAAAUCUCUAGAGAGGUACAAGGCAGGACCCUGUGUCUGCAUAGAAACAUGUCCACUACAGUGGUGGUCAUCACAAGCAGGUACAUAUGGUAAGCUGACCCAUAUUGCAAAAAGGUACUUGGCUACACCUGCCUGUACACCUACACAUAGAAACAUGUCCACUACAGUGGUGGUCAUCACAAGCAGGUACAUAUGAUAAGCUGACCCAUAUUGCAAAAAGGUACUUGGCUACACCUGCCUCAACAGUGCCAUGUGAGAGACUGUUCUCUUUGCCAGGCCACAUUCUGCAGAAGAAGAGUCAAGAGCUCUAUCAUCUGAAAAUGUCAACAAGCUAGUCUGCCUGAGCAACUGGUUGAAAGAAGAGUUAACUGUAUGAUUGGUUGACAGGAGACAUGUUGCACAGAUGCACACGGACUGAAGUAAUUAUCUUUAACCAAGAAUGUAGAGACUGUUCACUCUGUCUCUUCAGACAUUAUGGCAUUUCAUUUCUAAAAUAGGUCUACUUGCUGUUGCGUUCAUUUGAGUUGAUGUUACUAUACAAAAAAUUUACAGGUAAGCUAUUUGUGACUUUGUAGCAGACAUUACUUUGUAACAGUUGUUGGUUUCUGCUAAAUAUGUCUGCAGUUCAAAUGGACUCAAACAAUUUGAGAUUGCUAUUGAACACUUGUUAAACAUGUUAAUGUUAAUGGUUGCGAUAAUAAAACUGAAGAAUCUGUUUCCUUAAACCAGUUUCUCAUGCAUUUAUUUAUUUCAACACCGCACGUUUAACAGUAAAUCUUAGUAUUUUAAAUUUGUGAUUAAUCACAGCCCCUGACUGUGAUUAACUCGAUUAAAAUUUUUAAUCGAUUGACAGCACUACUAUAUAUUUUUUAUAGUAUGUAAGCAUUAUUUUUAUGGAUGCACACAAAGCACCCAGUUAAACUACAGUCCUACAUUAAUAAUAUAUAUUCUGGUGUGUGUAUUGGGUUCUUUUCUGUUUUGGUCAAACAGUUGUGUUAAGUUUUAGUCUGAAGUUAUAUUUGUAACACUCAGUUUAUGGAUUUUAUUUUAAAUAAAAAAAAUGGUACUGAAAGCUUGCCCCGCCCCAUCUGAUCAACCAAUUAAUCGAAAAAAUAAUCGGCCAACUAAUCGAUUUAUGAAAAUAAUCGUUAGUUGCAGACCUAAUUGACAGCAUUUUCAGCCAUUUGUGCUACAGUAGCUCUUAUGUGGGAUUGGACCAGACGGGCUAACCUUUGACCCUGUUGCCGGUCCUUUAUUGGACCACUUUUGGUAGGUACUAACCACUGCAUAUCAGGAACACCCCACAAGACUUGACAAAGUCACUCAGAUCCUUAUGCUUGUUCAUCCAUUUUUUCCUGCUUCCAACACAUCAACUUUGUGAACUGACUGUUCACUUGCUGCCUAAUAUAUCCCACCAGUUGACUUGUGCCAGUGUAACAAGAUAAUCAGUGUUAUUCAAUUCACCGGUCAGUUGGUUUAAUGUUAUGGCUGAUCAGUGUGCAUGUGUGAGUGUUCGUGUGUGUAUUCAUUUGCACUAUGGCACAGUGCGACAUAAUGUGAUCCCAUAUGUUUUCUUGCAAGACUUAUUUCCCUUUUUAGUGCAUGACCUGACUGCUCAUUGGUGGUUAAGUGAGUGGGUGCAGUAGAGGAUUUGAGGCUUUCCUUAAAAGAUGGCCAUGGAGGACCAGGAAUCAUCCUCUGUGUGGACUCAGAACCCCAGUAAUGAAACCAACAAUCCAGCUCAGGUGCAUUUUGAGGGUGGAACUGUGGCUCAAAUUGUGUAUAGUGGAGAACAGCCAGACCGAGGACAGCAGCAGGUUGUAUAUGCCGCAGAUGGAAGUUCCUAUACUUCAGUGGAGACUGCUGAACACACGCUGGUGUACAUACACCCUGCUGAUGGAGCACAGGCUGUGUUUACAGACCAGCCCCAAGUGGCAUACAUUCAGCAGGAUGGUACAACUCAACAGGUCACAGUGUUAUUGCCAGGUGGUCAGAACAUGAAUGCUACAAAUCUACAUGUGCUCAGUAAUGUAGCAGAUGCCCCACAGGCUAUACUAGAUCCUGUUUCACAGAAUCAGCUGCCCCGGAGUACUCUCCCUACCAUCACAGAGCCUUCAGUCAGUCCCUUGGCAGCUACAGACUCUACUGUGGACUCUGAGGAUGAAGAAGAAGAUGAUGAUGAUGAUGAUGAUGAUGAUGAUGAUAAUAGAGAUGAUUCAGAACUGGAUGAUUGGGAACCCAGGCCACCUCAACCGUUCACCCCUCAGCAUCUCUGGUGUGAGGAAUGUAAUAAUGCCAACCCAGGCGUGUGCUUGAAGCAUGGUCCUCUCUACCCAAUUGUUAACCGACCUGUGAUGUCCAAAGCUCGUGCUAGCCUUCCUCUCAUCCUCUACAUUGACCACUUCCAGGGAGGUGUCUUCUCCAAGAGGCGCAUUCCCAAACGUACUCAAUUUGGACCCGUGGAGGGGCCGCUGAUGCCACAGGGUGAACUGCAGGACACCCACUUUCAACUUAAGUUAUGCAUGUUGGACCCUCAAAAAGACAGCGAACGAUCAGAGGAAUUGUGGAUUAACCUAUCUGAUGAAGAUCGCUGUAACUGGAUGAUGUUUGUCCGUCCUGCUGAAAACCACCUGGAGCAGAACCUAGUGGCCUAUCAGUAUGGAUCCGACAUCUUCUACACCACGAUCAGAAACAUUCCACCAAAACAGGAGCUUAAGGUCUGGUAUGCUGCAUCAUAUGCAGAGUUUGUGAAUAAAAAGAUUCAUGAAAUCACAGAAGAAGAGAGGAAGGUACUACGAGAGCAGGAGAAGAACUGGCCAUGUUAUGAGUGUAACAGGCGUUUCAUGAGCUCAGAGCAGCUCCAACAACAUCUUAACAUGCAUGAUGACAAACUGGACCUCAUACAAAGGCCAAAAACACGUAGGCGAGGACGGGGCAGGAAACGGUUCAGUACUGGAAGGCGACCAGGCAGACGACCCAAAUUCAUCCGUCUGGAAACUCCACCAGAAGGUGCAGAUAAAAGCCAGGACUUUCUGGCAUUCUCAAAACUCCCAUAUGAGGAACAGGCAGGAAGGGUUAUGAAUGGGUUGAAGGUGGACGAGCUGGGAGAAGAUACUGUGGAAACUGCUACAAGUGGCACAUUAGAGACCCAAGCAGGACAGACUGACACUCUAAAUGAUGUGAAUGCUGCUGAAUCCCAAAUCUCAGCUUCUAAUGAUUCACAGGCUGAUAAAGAGGACCAAAAUGCAUCAGUUUCUACUGACACCCAUGUCACUCCCCAGGACAUGAGGCGUGCCCGGAGGAUCCGGAAUGCUGCCCUUCAGCACCUCUUCAUUAGGAAGUCCUUCCGUCCCUACAAGUGCACACUUUGUGGAAAAGCCUUUCGGGAGAAGGAUAAACUAGAACAACACAUGCGCUACCACAGCCGGGAAGGCUGCCGAUACACCUGCCACCAAUGCAACAAAGGCUUUUUGAGCAGUACGGUCCUGGAGGAACACCUUCAAAUGCACUUGGAGCAGCGCAGCUACUCCUGCCUGUUCUGUGCAGAGUCCUAUGACAGGCUGGAGCUGCUCAAAGAGCAUGUCAGUGUUCAUUUGGUCAAUGGCUGCUUCUCUUGUCCCUCCUGCAAGAAGACAUUCACGGAUUUCAUACAGGUAAAGAAGCAUGUGCGGAGCUUCCACUCAGAAAAGAUAUUCCAGUGUAUGGAAUGUGAUAAAGCCUUCUGCCGUCCGGACAAGCUGCGGCUGCACAUGCUACGCCACUCUGAUCGCAAAGACUUUCUGUGUUCAACCUGUGGCAAGCAGUUCAAAAGGAAGGAUAAAUUGCGGGAGCACAUGCAGCGCAUGCACAACCCAGAGCGCGAGGCCAAGAAAGCUGAUCGCAUUCACCGCACAAAGUCUCUGAAGCAAAAGGAGCCCUCCACUGACUUUGAGAGCUUUAUUUUUAAAUGCCGGCUCUGCAUGAUGGGCUUCAGACGGAGAGGAAUGCUGGUUAAUCACCUGUCAAAACGCCACCCUGAGAUGCGAAUCGAUGAGGUCCCUGAGCUGACACUCCCCAUCAUUAAGCCCAACAGAGAUUACUUUUGUCAGUAUUGUGAUAAGGUUUAUAAGAGUGCAAGUAAGCGCAAAGCUCACAUCCUAAAGAAUCACCCUGGUGCAGAAUUACCACCCAGUAUCCGGAAGCUGCGUCCGGCCAGGCCGGGUGAGCCAGACCCCAUGUUGAGCACCCACACUCAGCUAACAGGCACCAUUGCCACAGCCCCUGUCUGUUGCCCACACUGUGCAAAGCAGUAUAGCAGUAAGACAAAGAUGGUGCAGCACAUCCGUAAAAAGCAUCCAGAAUUUGCACAGCUAUCCAACAGCAUCCAGGCUCCCUUAGCUACAACCGUCAUUAACAGCACUCCAGCCGUCAUCACAACUGAUGGUACUACAACUGAGGCUGUGGUGACAACAGACCUUUUGACACAGGCAAUGACGGAGCUGUCUCAGACUCUGACCACAGAUUACCGCACAGUGCAGGGAGACUUCCAGAGGAUCCAGUAUAUACCUGUGACUCAGGCUGGAGGGGGUUUGGCCCAACCGCAGCACAUCCAGUUGCAGGUGGUGCAGGUUGCUCCGCCAUCAACCUCUCAGUCCCAGCACUCAACAGUGGAUAUGACCCAGCUGCAGGAUCCUCAUAGCUUUUCUCAGCACUCCAUUCAGGUGACUGGCCAGCCAUUAAGCCCUUCCUCUCAACAAGCAGCCCAUGAAAUAAAUUCAGGUCGCCUUCAAACAUCAACCAGUCAAACACAAGGGACAGUGCAGCAUGCUUACUUGCCUAGCAACUGGAACUAUCGGAGUUACCCCUCUGAGAUACAGAUGAUGGCUCUGCCUCAUGCGCAGUAUGUGCUAGCAGAUGCUGGCACACCUGUCACUGCAGCUGCUAACAGCAGCCAAGUCAAAACGACUCAUUAUGUGAUAUCUGAGGGGCAGACUGAGCUGGAUAAUAAACAAGAUAAUGUCCCACCCACCACCAUUGAGGUAAACACUGACUCAUUGGAGCAGCCAUCUGCCAGUCAACAGGCUACAACCCAAUACAUAAUAAAAACCACAACUAAUGGAUCUGGUGCAAGUGAGGUGCAAAUUACAAAACCUUGAUGUGUCCCAUUUCCUGCUCUGCCAUGAUUUUACCUCAAUGUUAAUUUGAUUUAAAUUAAUCUUUUUUUAUGUUGAGAUAUUACAGUUUGCAUGUGAGAUUUCUUUGAGUAAUUGGGCAGAUUUUAUUUUUUGUUUAGUACAAAAUAUGUAAUUUUCAUAUAUAUAUAUGACGUUUUAAAGUCUUGCUGUUGAUCUAGAUUAACAGGCACAGAUUAAACUGAGUUUGACACUGAAUGUAUAAAAUGUAUAGAAUUAAAUGUCUUGAUUUUUUUUCUACAUCCCUAAACACCCCCUAAACACGGGUUCCUAUUUUGUUUCCCAUUAUUCAUGUAUGUUUUAAAUUGUUGACUUGUGUUUCUUGGUUUGUAACAUACCAUGUAUCAUGCGUAUUAAUUUCCUGGUUAAUGGAUGUUUAGUAUUUAUUUGGCAUAUGCAUUACUGCUUACAGUGAGUUGAAUACGUAUAACCUAAAAAGCCACAAAUAAAAACAAAACAAAACAAAAAAAAAACAAUGAAAUUCAAAGGAUAACACAAAGCCACAAUUUAAAGCGGGAGGCUUGUUCAGUGUAAAGAAGCGUAGCUAUAUUAUUCGUAUUGGUUGAGUUUAUAAUAUGUAGAAGCACCUUGUCUCCAAAUGAAUAUGUUCUGAUGUCUCUAAUGUUGGCAAGAUAUUUUUUUUUUAACACCUGUAUAUCACAAAUUUUGUUGUGAAUGUUCUGGGAAUGAGCAUUAGCAUUUUUUGGGUGGUGGGGGUUCAGAGUAAUUCUGUUGAUAGAAACUUACGUAGUUCAGUAAAACUCUUCUGUGUCUUGUUUAUUUUGAACGCAUAAACAAAUUAUGAGUUUGUGUGGGACACAAACUUACAGCGACUGCAUGUAGCAGUUUUAAAAUAUGUAAAUGGUUUGUCAUACACAGAACAUUUACACAUGUUAAAAACAAAGGUCAAUCAAUAAAAUUUAUUCAUAACUGCCA